This is a messenger RNA of Cuscuta europaea, 2060 nucleotides long. NCBI's taxonomy places the organism in Eukaryota, Viridiplantae, Streptophyta, Magnoliopsida, Solanales, Convolvulaceae. The record is from the annotation of a GenBank genome assembly.
CUAUCUCUCUCAGUCUCUCUCCAUCUAUCUAUCUCUAUCACUCUGUCUCUUGGGAUGAUUGCAAUUGUCUAUUUUGGAAUUGUUUUAAUGCUAAAGCUGCAUGUGUUAUAAGACACACAACCAACUUUAUUAUCUCUUAUUAUAUAUGCUGAUAGUCUGAUAGCUGAAAGCACAACAUAAAUAAAGCAACAUCCUAAGUAGCAGAAAGAAAAAGAUGGCAGCAAAGCAAAUCCAACAAAUGCACUCCACAACACCAGAGAUAGCAGAAGAGCUGAAGAAAAUGAUAGACACAGGCUUUCCAAUGCUGGCAAUGGGGUUGAUAAGCUACCUGAAAAACAUGAUCCUAGUAGUGUGCAUGGGAAGGUUAGGAAGUUUGGAGUUAGCUGGCGGUGCAUUAGCCAUUGGCUUCACUAACAUCACUGGUUACUCUCUAUUGUCCGGCCUAGCCUUGGGAAUGGAACCACUCUCCAGCCAAGCUUUCGGCUCGAAAAACUUCAACAUUCUUUCCAUAACCUUACAGAGAACAAUAACAAUGUUACUCAUAGCAUCUUUACCCAUUUCCAUCUUGUGGUUCAACUUGGAGCCUCUCAUGCUAUGGCUUCACCAAGAUCCAAGCAUAAUACACAUUGCUGCCCUCUUUUGCCAGUUUGUCAUACCAGACCUUGUUGCUAAUAGCUUUCUUCACCCUUUACGCAUCGAUUUACGUUGCAAAGGGAAGACAUGGCCACUACUAUGGAGCACUUUAUUCUCAACCCUCUUCCAUCUCCCCAUAGUCUAUUACCUCACAUUCACUCUUCAUCUUGGGAUUCAAGGAAUAGCAAUUUCCACUUAUGUUGCUAACUUCAUUAAUGUCACCUUCCUUUUAGGCUACAUGUUUUGUACCAAGGAAGAUGAUGAGCCAUCCUUAUAUAAGCAGUCCCUAGCCAACAUAAACAUGAGGCCUAAUACUUCACUAGGGGAGGAGUGGGUGAUCCUACUCAGGCUCGCUAUACCGAGCUGUUUAGCGGUUUGUUUAGAGUGGUGGUGGUAUGAAUUCAUGACCCUUUUAGCCGGUUACCUCGAUAACCCUCAAGUCACACUAGCAACAGCAGCAAUUGUGAUACAAACAACAUCUUUGAUGUACACAUUGCCUUCUGCACUUAGCAGCUCAAUUUCUAGCAGAGUUGGGAAUGAACUUGGAGCAGGUAGAGCAGGGAAGGCCAGGUUGGCCACAGAUAUAGCCAUAGUUAUGGCCUUUGUGGCUUCAACCUUUGGAAUCUUACUGACCACCUUAGGAAGAGAGGUUUGGGUCCGAAUCUUCACAACAGACAGUGAAGUUCUUGAACUGACAGUUACUGUGUUACCCAUCAUUGGACUGUGUGAACUGGCUAACUGCCCCCAAACUACAUGUUGUGGAGUCCUCAGAGGAAGUGCAAGGCCUAAAGUUGCAGCCUUUAUCAAUUUCUACUCUUUCUACUUCAUGGGGGCACCUUUGGCUGUAAUUUUGACCUUUGUUUGGAAGCUGGGAUUUAAGGGUCUUUGUUAUGGUCUAUUGGUAGCUGAGUUGGCAUGUGUGGUAUCAAUGUUAAUAGUGAUUUACACAACAGAUUGGGAGAAUGAGACAGAGAAAUCCAAAGGCUUAGUGGGUAAAAGUGGGAGAGUUUUGGACGAGGACCUAAUUAUAAAAUACAGGGGAGAGGAGCUUAGGUUUUGCAUUGAAGAGGGGAGUGGGUAGAUUUAGAAAAGUAAUACUGGCAUUGGCAUACUUGAAAAAGCAAAAAAAGGGAAAUUUUUUAAUUUUUGUAAUGGGAGUGUUUAGGUCUUAAUACUACCUACUAUGUAUAUGUUAGUGUGUUACUAAAGUAUCAAUCUGUUCUCCAUGUUAAAAGAAUGAAAUAAAAGAUUGUACAUGACUUGCUCAAAACUUCAAACAUAUUGAUUGAAAGCAGGGGUAGAGCCGUAGAGGUAGGGGGCCUGGUCAGGCCCCAAGCAAUUCCCAAUUCGAAAAGUGCUUGUAUUUUUAGUGUAGAAAUUUAUGUGUAAAUUUUUUGCACCGUCUCACCACAACUUUUGCUUCCUUG